AUGCACUCGACGCUGGUGCGGUUGCAGAAUGCCUUUGGCUUCUUCACCACGGUGGCUUUCACAGUCGCGACCGUAAUUGCGCUGAGUAGUCUCAUCACGCCGCAAAACCCCACCGCCAGCAUAUCGCUACGAAAUGUGCAAGUAGUCAAGGGCAGACCGCAUUAUUACUCGCCAAAGAGGGAGGAGUAUGCGCACAUCAAGUUUGACCUAGAUGCCGAUCUCACUAGCCUCUUCAACUGGAACACCAAGCAACUCUUCGUUUACCUCAAAGCCGUUUACCCCUCUACCCGCGCCGGCGAGCCCCCCUCGGAAGCCAUCAUUUGGGACGCCAUCAUCGCAUCCACCUCGGCACCCUGGCACCAGAACCACUACGUCCACCCCGACCCCAAAUCGAAGCUCCCCAAGCAAUCAGCCAAGAAACGCGCGGCCGCUAAAGAAAAGACACCCUCGCCAUUCCCCAUUGGCGAGCUCCACCUACAGAACCAGAAGCCCAAGUACCAGAUCACAGACAUUACCGGCAAGCUUGGCAACAGAACAGAUGUGGUGUUGGAGCUAGGUUGGAACGUGCAGCCCUGGGUGGGUGCGCCGACAUGGACGAAUUGGAAUACAAUUGGCGUCUGGAAGGGCCUUGAGGGAGGCAGAAGCAAGGCAUUUGCGUUCCCCGAGGUGGGUGCCAAGGCGGCGAAGCCCAAGGAUCUGGAGACGGAGAAGGGCGCGGAGGGCUAUAGGUUGGAAGUUGGUGGAGAGGCGCCGAUGAGGAAGGCUGUUUCAUAG
Molecule: messenger RNA, 774 nt
Organism: Bipolaris maydis ATCC 48331
Lineage: Eukaryota; Fungi; Ascomycota; Dothideomycetes; Pleosporales; Pleosporaceae
Product: signal peptidase subunit-domain-containing protein
Biological process (GO): protein targeting to ER
Cellular component (GO): membrane; signal peptidase complex
Source: RefSeq, a predicted model, not a curated record